AUGGCAGUAGAAUCUCUUCCAGGUCGGCCGGGGACGUUGACCCCAGCAGAGGAGGAGAAGCUGCGAGAACUGUGGAUCGCAACACUUCAAGUCUUCGGUAUAUUGGAUGCGCAGGAGGCUGCAGAACCCGCAAAUGGCACCGCUAAAACAGACGCAAAGAAGUCAAAGAAGAAGAGGAUGUCUCUUUUCCGCAGAGGGCAUAAGGACGAGGACACGAGCUCCACAACAUCAACUGAAUCUGGUUCACGUGUACCCUCCGGUUCAGGCGAUUCGGACGAUAAAUAUGGGCAGACGAAAGAAUUUCAAGAAGCGUUGGCAAAUCUAUCUCCAGAGGCAAUCCGGGCGGCUUUCUGGAGCAUGGUAAAGCAUGAUCAUCCAGAUGGUCUCCUUCUACGAUUUCUAAGAGCGAGGAAGUGGGAUGUCGAGAAAGCCUUGGUUAUGAUGGUCUCUACCAUGAGGUGGAGGUCGGGUGAGAUGCAUGUAGAUGACGAUAUUAUGUUGAAUGGAGAACUCGCUGCUGUCCUGGAUGCAAAUGGAACUGAUCCCGAGAAAAAGAAAGCCGGGAAUGACUUCAUGUCACAAAUGCGCAUGGGGAAAAGCUUUUUGCACGGUUUGGAUAAAGAAGGAAGACCUAUGUGUUUCGUCCGAGUCCGUUUCCACAAGCAAGGGGAACAAGCCGAGGAGGCCCUGGAGAGAUACACUGUCUUCGUGAUUGAGUCUGCACGCCUGCUCUUGGCUCCUCCUGUUGACACAGCUUGUGUUGUUUUUGAUAUGACUGGCUUUUCAAUGGCCAACAUGGACUAUGCACCUUUAAAGUUCAUAAUAAAAUGCUUCGAAGCAAACUACCCAGAAAGUCUCGGGGUUGUUCUAGUUCAUAAAGCUCCAUGGGUAUUCCAAGGUAUCUGGAAGAUUAUCAAAGGUUGGCUCGAUCCUGUAGUAGCCAGCAAGGUGCACUUCACAAACAGCAACCAAGAAAUGGAGCAAUUCGUCCCCGCGUCCAACAUUAUCAAAGAGCUCGACGGUGACGAAGAUUGGGCAUACAAAUACAUUGAGCCUGUACCAGGCGAAAAUGACGCUAUAAAGGACACCGAGACGAGGGACAAAUUACUUGCUGAGCGCCAGAAUCUCAUUAAGGAAUAUGAAAAUGUAACUCUGGAUUGGAUUCGCGGCAAGGAAACAAAUCCGGAAAUAAUCAAGGCCACAAGAAAUGAACUGGCCAAUAAAUUGAGGGACGAUUAUUGGAGACUCGAUCCAUUUAUUCGUGCGAGGUCGUAUUACGAUCGUAUUGGGAUGAUCAAUCCUGGAGGACGGAUCCAAUUCUACCCUGGGAAGACACCCGCAUCUCAGGGCCCGAGCUCAGCGACUCCUAACGGUGUUAAGCCCGUUGAGACCUCUGAGAAUGAUUUAGAUUAG
Molecule: messenger RNA, 1413 nt
Organism: Amorphotheca resinae ATCC 22711
Lineage: Eukaryota; Fungi; Ascomycota; Leotiomycetes; Helotiales; Amorphothecaceae
Exons: 4
Coding region: 1-1413 (470 amino acids)
Source: RefSeq, a predicted model, not a curated record